GACACCCAAACAAACACAAAAAAUGCAAAAAGGAAUGUUCAAACUUGUUGAAUUAUUUUAAAAUUGCCUUGUUUUUAUUUACAAUCGUCUCAAAUGUCAUCCACCUGUCAUCUGCCAACCAACCCUCCAUGUUUGUUUAUUAUUGACCAAAAAAAGUGCCCCCAGAAUGUGAAAUCGGCCAAAAUUUCGCCCCCUUUACAAUGGAAAGCGGCAUUUCAUUAAUAUAAUGUCAUGGAGAACCGUUGCCGAUUAUGCGCCGAACUCGGCGCUGAUCACUACAACGCUCUCGACGACAUUGACUUGAUAGUGCGAAUUUUCCAACUUUUCAACGUAAAAAUAAGCAACGACGACAAGCUACCAACAUCGGUGUGUCAACUAUGUACAGAAACCGUGAAACACACGUGGGAGUUCAGCCAACACGUGCAGCAAUCCCAGGAAGUCUUGAACAACAUACUCAUCGAGCUCAACAAACCUCAGGAAGUGAGAAUUCCACACAGACCCAUUAUCGACGAGGUAAAAUCAAACCCGACCGACACCAACCCCAAAAAGGAGGAACCGAUCGCACACAAACCCCCAGAGAAGACGAAAAAGCCGAAAUCCAACAAAAAAGAGAGUGACUCGGAACUCAGUGACGUUGAAGUGAACGACGACGGCACCGUCACCCCGAAAAGCGAACUCUUCGGCUGGCACACCUAUCCUUGGACGUGCUGCGACUGCCAUCAGAACUUCAGCAAUUCGGAAGACUUGCGCGAACAUCAUGCCACCGUCCACGGGCAGGCCCCCUCGUAUCCUUGUGCCGACUGCCCUAAAGUUUAUACCAAAUACAGUACGUUUUUGACACACGUGCGCGUGCACCGCCCCAAGUUGCGCUUUUGUUGUGACAUUUGUAAUAAGUGGUUUGCUACCGUUCUGGCGCAGAAGAAGCACAGGAGCGAGCACGUGGACGAGAGGCCCCACACCUGCAACACGUGCGGGAAGAGUUUUCGCAUGCAGUCUGCUUUGAUGGUUCACGCCAGAUCUCAUUUACCGGCGGAGCUGAAGAACAAGCACCAGUGUGACCAAUGUCCAAAAAGAUUCGGCACGAAGCCCAACCUCAUGGCCCACAAGCGCAUCCACGCCGGCGUGCGCGACUACACCUGCGACCAGUGCGGCAAGAGCUUCGUCCAGAAGGGCAACCUCGACAACCACCUCAUCACCCACACCGCCGCCCGGCCCUUCGCCUGCUCGACGUGCGGCAAAGCCUUCAAGACGCUCGUGCGCCUGCGCAAGCACGGCUCGGUGCACUCGGGCCUGAAGCCGCACCAGUGCGACAUCUGCGGCCGGCAGUUUCGCGAAAAGGGCACCCUCAAGGAGCACCACCGUAUUCACACCGGCGCCAUGCCCUUCACGUGCGAGUUCUGCGGCAAGUGCUUCCGCUUCAAGGGCGUGCUGACGACGCACCGCCGCCAGCACACCGGGGAGCGGCCGUACUCCUGCCACGAGUGCCAGCACCACUUCACCAACUGGCCCAACUACAACAAGCACAUGAAGCGGCGGCACGGCAUCAACACGAGCGUGACGGUGCGCAAGCCGCAGAGCAUCCCGCCGACGGGGAUGCCGCACAGGAACCCGCCGGGGACGGUGCUGGCGCCGCCGCAGCCGAUUACGAUCACGGAGAGCUUCGUGGAAACGCCGGCGUCGUUCUACCCGGUGCUGAGUCUGUAUAACCUGCCCGAGGAGCUGCUGCAGCAGAGGGUGUGAGGGACUCGUGUGAUUGUCGGGGGUUUUUAGGUGUAGAUUUCUGCAAGGAAUUACGUAACGUACGAGUAGAGGAGGAAUAAGUGUGUCGACAUAAUUUGUUUCAAAUGUUUAUUUAUUUUUAUUACAAUGUAUCAUUGACGGUGUGUACAAAUAAAUUGAUCAUAGUGUUUAUGAAAUUAAA
Messenger RNA from Zophobas morio, 1921 nucleotides. Its product is annotated as gastrula zinc finger protein XlCGF57.1-like. Gene Ontology annotation, molecular function: RNA polymerase II cis-regulatory region sequence-specific DNA binding; DNA-binding transcription factor activity, RNA polymerase II-specific; zinc ion binding. Bases 232 to 1740 code for a protein of 502 amino acids. The transcript is spliced from 2 exons. NCBI's taxonomy places the organism in Eukaryota, Metazoa, Arthropoda, Insecta, Coleoptera, Tenebrionidae. The record is from RefSeq and is a predicted model, not a curated record. Gene Ontology annotation, cellular component: nucleus. Gene Ontology annotation, biological process: regulation of DNA-templated transcription.